Messenger RNA from Effrenium voratum, 997 nucleotides. Lineage: Eukaryota; Dinophyceae; Suessiales; Symbiodiniaceae. The record is from the annotation of a GenBank genome assembly.
GUCGCUGCAGUGAAGCUGUUCUUCUUCCUCUGCAUCUUCCUCCACGGGCGGGCUCAUCUGCGACAUCGCGCAGAGCUCGCAGAGCUGUAUGCCAGCGGCUUCAAAGCAGUCACUGCCGAGCAGAAGCGCCGCGAGCUGCCUCUUUUUGCGCAGUGCCACACAGACUGGUACUACUCCGUCGGGGACGAGUUCCGAAAGUGCCAGCCACAAGCGCGCGUAGUACAUGGCCUUGAACAUCUCAGGCGCAAUUUGCGCAAAAAGCAGGUGCGGACAAGGCAGGGCAUCACCACCAGGAACCCCAGACUGACGAAGAGGCCCAUUGAGGGGGCCAUCAAAAUCAUCAACAUGGCAGCUGGCAUGCCGACUCUCACCAUGUUCAAUCUUGUCAUCACCACCAUGCUGCAGCGGGCGCGCUACAUAUGGCAAGAAGAAGCAUGGGCUGCCUUCUUCGAGCGUCAAUACCUUCGCCGCGGCAAGGUCUCCGAGGAAUACGGUGUCACGGAGGCAUACAGUGCGACAUGGUGGCACGGGAUCGGCAGUUGGGUAAGCCCUGGGCACGGUCCGAGCCAGCAAAUGGCAGAACAGAUGAAUGGCCACUUCAAGAGGCUGAUGGGCAAGUGUGAGCAAGAGACGCAAAUGGAUACUGUGCGGCGGAUUGAGAAGGCCAUUGCUCUGUGGGCGGCUGAGCCGACUGGCGAGGAGAGCGAUUACUCCCUCAUGGCGCCGCUAGGAGAUUUGUCCACAUCCCCGCGGUCGCCAGAUGAUUACAUGCUGACGGACGCCCUUCACUCUGUAUACAAUGCUGACUUGGGACGCAAUGAAACGCUGCCUGGCAUCUUCAGAGUGUUGGAGGCGCACCGCCUCAACGAGGGUCGUACCAUCUCCACCAGGAAGGUUGGGAGGGUCACCAUGCACCUCAUGGCGGUCGGCGCGCCGCAGGAGUUGGACCCUGCUUUGAGCGCCAGGCUGUAUAAGGAGCUCCACGCCAAGCGCUUCA